Messenger RNA from Corythoichthys intestinalis (scribbled pipefish), 973 nucleotides. RefSeq names its product guanylate cyclase activator 1g (gene guca1g). Gene Ontology annotation, molecular function: calcium sensitive guanylate cyclase activator activity; calcium ion binding. Gene Ontology annotation, cellular component: cone photoreceptor outer segment; photoreceptor inner segment. The record is from RefSeq and is a predicted model, not a curated record. NCBI's taxonomy places the organism in Eukaryota, Metazoa, Chordata, Actinopteri, Syngnathiformes, Syngnathidae. Gene Ontology annotation, biological process: visual perception. The coding region runs from base 104 to 667 and encodes 187 amino acids. The transcript has 4 exons.
UAGACAUGCUGUUUGACUGAUUGUUGUAGUCCAUGUCCUUGUGACCUGGAGACAUUUCAGCAUUUUCAGCAGCCUGGGCUUUUAUUUUGUGUUUUUCACGGCGAUGGGGCAGGAGCAAAGCCACAGUGAGGAAAUGGAUUUAGCGCAGAUUCAGGAGCUGUGCAUCAUUUUCAUGAAGGAGUGCCCUAGUGGUGCGUUGCAUUUACAUGAGUUUAAGAGGAUCUUUGGAGUACCCAACACUUCUGCAGAGGAGUCUCUCUUCAUUGAAACAAUAUUUCGCUCAUUUGACACAAAUAAGGACAAUGCACUAGAUUUCCUGGAGUAUGUCGCAGCACUUCAUCUGAUUUUAAGAGGGAAUCUUGAGGAUAGACUCAAGUGGUCUUUCAAGAUGUAUGACAAAGAUGGGAAUGGAAAAUUAGACCGGCAAGAGGUGAAACGGAUCAUAAGGAUUCUCUACAAAAUCAAGCUCCAGACAACUGAUGUUGAUUUGACACCAUCUGAAAUAUGUGACAGAAUCUUUGAUUUGGUUGACCAGAACAGCGAUGGUCAGAUAUCGCUAUCGGAGUUCAUGGAAGGCGCUCAGAAAGAUGAAUGGGUAAUGAACCUGUUCAAGUUGGACGUCAACGCCACCGGAUGGGUCAUCCAAAAUUGUGGCAAACUACCAUGAUCUUACUAAGCGGAUGCUCAAUAUUGGUUCAGGGGUAACAGAUAGGCUGUCUUUAUACCUUGACUUGUUUGAGCUUCUUUUGAUUUAAGGAUGAACGGCAGCGAACCGUUCUCUGGCUGCAGUUUUGCUGUAAUUCGGCCAGCUGGUUUGAGGGUCAGAAUGCUUGCAGCAGAUCUGUGAGUAAGCUCAGAAGGCUCAAUACCGUGAUAAAGUUUGCAUUUCAAUUCAAAUUCAUGAAAUAUUAGUCAUUUUAUUCAUUAAUAUUCCAAAUAUUAAUGAUUAUCUAGAUGGAUGGAACCCAAUACC